Molecule: messenger RNA, 1443 nt
Organism: Symbiodinium pilosum
Lineage: Eukaryota; Dinophyceae; Suessiales; Symbiodiniaceae
Source: the annotation of a GenBank genome assembly
AUGCCAGUCAACAGCAAUGGCCAAGCUCACGAAGAAGCCAAGAGAAGGAUCCAGAGGGGCGCUUUUCACCGGGAGGUGGUGCUGGAAACUGUGCGACAGUAUGGAGAUCUUUUGGGUUGUGCGCAGGCCAAAUUUCACAGGGAUCCCGAAGUGGUCCUUGCUGCCGUGGCCUCGAGCAGCUGGGCCAUGAGAUAUGUGGACCAGAACCUCUUGCAUGACAGCAAUUUCGCGCUUGAGGUCUUGCGAGCUAAUCCGCUGGCGUUGCGAAUGCUUCCGGAGCACUGCCAUUCGGACAGGGACCUUGUGCUGGCCGCCGUGGCGGGUGACGGGCGAAGCCUUGCCUUCGCAGCAGAAGCGCUCCGGAGCAAGGCGUCUUUCGCACUCGAGGCAAUCCAAGCUAAUCCAGAUGCCUUGGAGUUUGCUCCAGAGCCGCUGAAGGCAGACCGAGUCUCCGUGGCAGUCGCGUUGGAAGGCGAUGGCCGUUCGCUUCGCUUUGCCGCCACGGAGCUCAAGGAUGAUCGAGAACUGGUGUUGUCAGCGGUGCAGCAGAAUCCUGCGGCCAUGGCAUUUGCAGGCGAGUCUCUGAAGAACGAUCGGGACUUUGUCUUGGAAGCCGUGCAGCUUGAUGGCAGAGUGCUCGAGCACCUGCCUCGUUUCCAUUCGGAUGAGGAAAUUAUUCUGGAUGCGCUGAAAACAUGCUCUGAAGCCAUCAGUUUUUCAGAUGGAUUUCGGGACAAUCGGGACUUUGCCUUGCAAGCCAUGAACCUCGAAGGCCUAAGUCUUCAGCACGUUUCAGCUGAGCUUCGCAGAGACAAGGAGCUGGUACUGGCCGCAGUCGCCAACUGUGGGCGCGCACUAGAAUUUGCAUCUGAUGAGCUCAAGCAAGAUGAGGAGGUUGUAUGGUGUGCGGUUUGCCAGGAGCCAUCUGCUCUCCAACAUGCGCCCUUCUUCCGAGCCAAUGUGGACUUCCUGCUGCGGUGCAUCUCGCAGUCUUGCAAAGUUCUGGACUUCGCAGAUGCCUGUCUAAAGUCCAACAAGGAGUUUGCCUUCGGUGCUGUGUUUGCAGAUGUGCACUCCCUUGGUUUCCUGGCGCCAGAGCUGCUGAGCUGCUCAGAUUUGAUGCUUCACGCCACAGCAAUCGACGAGGCUGCGUUGAACUAUGCCGGACACAUCGCCGAUGUUGACAGCUUUGUGGCUGAAGCGCUGCGACUGCGAAGUGCUGCUGCCAUGGUCCGGCGUCAUCCCACCAGCAGGAAUAUUGUGCUUCGUGGUGUUGCUUGGCACCCUCUCUCACUGUGGUUUGCUUCGCCCAGCCUGAAGAAUGACGCUGGCUUUCGUGAGCAAGCCGCGUGGCUGACGGAGAGCAUGUCGCAAGAUCACGAUGCAGGUGAAGGGUCCCUCCGUGAUGCAGAGAUGUCCCCAGCGCCCAUCCCAGCUAUGUGA